This is a messenger RNA of Ilyonectria robusta, 1347 nucleotides long. RefSeq names its product pectin lyase fold/virulence factor. The transcript has a single exon. The coding region runs from base 129 to 1130 and encodes 333 amino acids. Lineage: Eukaryota; Fungi; Ascomycota; Sordariomycetes; Hypocreales; Nectriaceae. The record is from RefSeq and is a predicted model, not a curated record. Gene Ontology annotation, molecular function: pectate lyase activity.
GCCUUCUUUCCCCCUUUCUCUCAUUUUUUGAUCACAUUCGUUCUCGUGUCUGGACCGGUUCCGCACAUCCCCACAGUCUUUUCAAACAACCACAAAACUUUACAGUCUUUUAUCACCCUAACAUCAAAAUGAAGUUCUCCAGCAUCUUCCAGCUUGCCCUUGUUGGCAUUGCCAGCGCCGCCCCUACUCCCACCGUCGAGCAGGGUGCCACCAACGCUCUUGCCAAGCGUGCCUCCAUCACCGAGACUUGCACCAUUGGUUACGCCACUCAGAACGGCGGUACCAAGGGUGGCAAGGGCGGUUCCACCACCACUGUCUCGACCCUGGCUCAGUUCACCAAGGCUGCCACCGCUUCCGGCGCCAAGGUCGUCUACGUCAAGGGCACCAUCUCUGGUGCUACCCAGGUCAAGGUGACCUCCGACACCACCAUUGUCGGUGCCAGCGGUGCUAAGCUCUCCGGCGUUGGUCUGUACAUCAAGGGUGUUUCCAACGUCAUCGUCCGCAACCUUGCCAUCUCCAAGGUCAAGGCCACCAACGGCGACGCCAUCAACAUCCAGGCCUCCACCAACGUCUGGGUUGACCACUGCGACCUGUCUUCGGACAAGAACAACGGCAAGGACUACUAUGAUGGUCUCCUUGACAUCAACCACGGCUCUGACUGGGUUACCGUCUCCAACACCUUCCUCCACGACCACUACAAGGCGUCCCUUGUCGGACACUCUGACAGCAACUCCAGCGAGGACAAGGGCAAGCUCCACGUCACCUAUGCCAACAACUACUGGUACAACAUCAACUCUCGUGCCCCCUCCGUCCGAUUCGGCACUGUCCACAUCUACAACAACUACUACCUGUCCAUCGGUGUCACUGGCGUGAACUCCCGCAUGGGCGCUAACGUUCUUGUUGAGUCUACUGUCUUCGACAGCAGCAGCUCCGCUGAUGCCCUCACCUCCGUCGACUCCAAGACCACUGGCACCAUCACCGUCAGCGAUGUUACCCUCAACGGCGCCACCAACAACGCCCCCGCUGGCUCCUUCAAGACCAGCAGCAUCCCUUACAGCUACACCAAGUACGGCGCCAGCAGCGUCAAGGCCAAGGUCUACGGCACUGCCGGCAACACCCUCAGCCUGUAAGCUAUGCAACGUCUUGUUGCGGCGGGCCCUUGAGAAGUGGCUACAGACAGCAACCGCCGGGACGGCGGCUUAAUUGCCAUCUGAUCGAGAGAUGGCCGCCAUUAAUUACUUCACUUUAUUCUUGCGGUGUAUAUAUUCCCCCCUUUCGAUAGAUUAGACCGCCCCCCCUUGGGGGCGUGCGAUACUAUCGCUCAAAAAAUGAACUGCGUUGGCCAAG